Ceratina calcarata is the source of this 709-nucleotide messenger RNA. RefSeq lists its product as uncharacterized. Bases 27 to 608 code for a protein of 193 amino acids. The record is from RefSeq and is a predicted model, not a curated record. The transcript has 2 exons. Lineage: Eukaryota; Metazoa; Arthropoda; Insecta; Hymenoptera; Apidae.
AGAAAAUUUCAAAUGAUCAUAAAAAUAUGAAACGGGCAGUUUCUUCAGAUGAGGAAGACGAUGGCAUAGAACCAGGCGAAGAAGCAUACGAUUAUCACAAGUUCAAAGCAGAAUACGAAGAACAAUUAGAACAGUCUAACAAAACUCUAAACUUUACUGAUAAGGACAAACUGGAAGAGCAACCGAAGGAGGCGUUAGAGAAAUUAGUUGACUUUCGAAAUUGUACAGAAGCAGCCUCAAAGAAAUUUGGUAUUAAAGCGAUAGAUUGUUUGAUGUAUAAUUACGAAAAGCAGAAAGAGAAGCCUGUCGUGAAGAAGACAGUAAAGAAGAUAUGGUUGACUCUAAAAGUUUGGUUCCUGAUUUACGUGUGUAUCGCGAUUCCCUGUUGGUGCCAAAGAGGAUGGUGUUGCUGCUGCUUUCGUUUCAAAUUCUGUUUCCCGAAAAAACGAAUCACGUUCGCGAUGCAGUAUUACGCGAAGAACCCUCCCGGCGUGUUAAGUAUAGAACCCCGCAAGAAAGAAGAAAUGGUAGAGCCUUUUACGUAUCGUCCCACCGAGCUUGAAGAGGAGGCGUACGAGACGUUUGAAUCCGCGAUAAGAAAUAUAUGAAAUAUUACCUCUAGAAUUUCCUGAGCCUUUGUAUAAUCGUUUUUCCAUAAGCAACGAAUAAUCAAGCUUUCUUUAGUUGCCAAUAAAAAGUUUACGAACAA